Messenger RNA from Orycteropus afer afer, 4470 nucleotides. It is a transcript of the gene ERCC6, whose product is annotated as ERCC excision repair 6, chromatin remodeling factor. The transcript has 20 exons. Lineage: Eukaryota; Metazoa; Chordata; Mammalia; Tubulidentata; Orycteropodidae. Gene Ontology annotation, molecular function: ATP-dependent chromatin remodeler activity; ATP binding. The record is from RefSeq and is a predicted model, not a curated record. Bases 1 to 4470 code for a protein of 1489 amino acids. Gene Ontology annotation, biological process: transcription-coupled nucleotide-excision repair. Gene Ontology annotation, cellular component: nucleus.
AUGCCAAAUGAGAGAAUCCUCCACCCAAGUCAAACCCAGGAAGAAGACUGUUUACAAAGUCAGUAUGUCAGCAAUGAUGAAGAAAUGCCAAACAAGCAAGAAAAUGGUGUGCCAGAUACAGGGGUGGAGGAAAACCUUCCCUCUUUUUCCUCUGGUAGUGGACUGUCUGCUGUGGCUGAGAGGUGUGCGUUGGAAGUUCCAAGGAGAGGACCAGCCCUACUUCAGAUUGAUAGGCAUCAUAUCCAGGCAGUGGAGCUAAGUGCUCAGGCCUUUGAACUGCAGGGCUUGGGGGUGGAUGUCUAUGACCAGGAAGUGCUGGAGCGGGGUGUGCUUCAGCAGGUGGAUAACGCCAUCCAUGAAGCUAGCCGUGCAGCCCAACUUGCUGAUGCAGAGAAAGAGUAUCGGUCAGUCCUGGAUGACCUCAUGUCAUGUACGACAUCCCUCAGGCAAAUCAAUAAGAUUAUUGAACAACUUAGCCCUCAAGCUACCACCAACAGAGAUGUCAACAGGAAACUAGAUUCUGUAAAACGACAGAAGUACAAUAAGGAACAACAGUUAAAGAAGAUCACAGCAAAACAAAAACGUCUUCAGGCAAUCCUUGGAGGAGUAGAUGUGACUGUUGAAAUAGAUCCUACCAACUUGGAAGAGGAUGCAGAGCCAGGACCAUCCUGCCUGGGCAGUAUGCUCAUGCCUGUUCAGGAGACUGCUUGGGAGGAGCUCAUCCGCACAGGCCAGAUGACGCCUUUUGGUACCCAGAUCCCUCAGAAACAGGAGAAGAAGCCUAGAAAACUAAUGCUCAAUGAAGCAUCAGGCUUUGAAAAGUAUUUGGCAGAUCAAGCAAAACUAUCUUUUGAAAGGAAGAAGCAAGCUUAUAAUAAAAGAGUGACGAGAAAAGCUCCAGCCUUGGCUUCUUCUGAGUUGAAUCCAACACUAAAUGAAAGCAAACAAAAGAAGAGAAACAAAGUUCUCUCAAAAACAGAUAAGCGCUUGAAAAAGCAUAUCACGAAACUCCAGAAAAGGGCUCUUCAGUUACAGGGGAAAGUAGGAUUGCUAAAGGGAGUGAAACCACUAGAAUCAGAUAUAAAGAGGGAAGAGGGAGUCUCUGAGAGCGAAGAAUCCGAGUACUUACCCAAGGAGGAGGAGGAGGAGGAGGAGGAGGAAAUUUCUGAGGCUGACCUGUCUGAAGGUGGCACCAAUUAUGAGCUGAAACCUCUGCUCAAAGGUCGGAAGCGGCAGAAGAAAGUUACAGUGCAGGAGAAUGAUGAAGACUUUUUCCCAAGUUCUGGAGAAGAAACUGAAGCAAGAGAAGGAAGAGGAGGAAGUCGGAAAACAGUGAGAUGGCGAGACGAUGGAGAUGAAGAUUAUUACAAGCAGCGCUUAAGGCGAUGGAAUAAACUGAGACUGCAAGACAAAGAGAAGUAUCUAAAGCUGGAAGACAAUUCUGAGGACAGCGAUGCUGAAUUUGAUGAAGGUUUUAAAAUGCCAGGUUUCCUGUUCAGAAAGCUCUUUAAGUACCAGCAGACAGGUGUUAGGUGGCUGUGGGAAUUGCACUGCCAGCAGGCAGGAGGAAUUCUGGGAGAUGAAAUGGGAUUGGGCAAGACCAUUCAGAUAAUUGCCUUCUUGGCAGGUCUGAGCUACAGCAAGAUCAGGACUCGUGGUUCAAAUUACAGGUUCGAGGGGUUAGGUCCAACUAUAAUUGUCUGUCCAACAACAGUGAUGCAUCAGUGGGUGAAAGAAUUUCACACAUGGUGGCCUCCGUUCAGAGUGGCAGUACUACAUGAUACUGGUUCCUGUACCCACAAAAAGGAGACACUAAUUCGUGAUAUUGCUCAUUGUCAUGGAAUUUUGAUCACUUCUUACUCCUAUAUUCGACUGAUGCGAGAUGACAUUAGCAGGCAUGACUGGCAUUAUGUGAUCUUAGAUGAAGGACACAAAAUUCGAAAUCCAAAUGCUGCCAUUACCCUUGCUUGCAAACAGUUCCGCACCCCUCAUCGCAUCAUCUUGUCAGGCUCACCAGUGCAGAAUAACCUCCGAGAGCUGUGGUCGCUGUUUGACUUUGUCUUCCCUGGAAAAUUAGGAACGUUGCCAGUAUUUAUGGAGCAGUUCUCUGUUCCCAUCACCAUGGGGGGAUAUUCAAAUGCUUCCCCAGUACAGGUUAAAACUGCAUACAAGUGUGCAUGUGUCUUACGAGAUACGAUAAAUCCAUACUUACUGCGAAGAAUGAAGUCAGAUGUCAAAAUGAGCCUUUCUUUACCAGAUAAAAAUGAACAGGUUUUAUUUUGCCGUCUUACGGAUGAACAGCAUAAAGUCUACCAAAAAUUCAUUGAUUCCAAAGAAGUUUACAAGAUUCUUAAUGGAGAGAUGCAGAUUUUCUCUGGACUUGUAGCCCUAAGGAAAAUAUGCAACCAUCCAGAUCUCUUUUCUGGAGGUCCAAGGAAUCUCAAAGGUCUUCCAAAUGAUGAAUUGAAGGAAGAUCAGUUUGGAUACUGGAAACGUUCUGGGAAGAUGAUAGUUGUUGAGUCCUUGUUGAAAAUAUGGUACAAGCAGGGUCAGCGAGUAUUGCUAUUUUCUCAGUCAAGACAGAUGCUGGACAUACUUGAAGUAUUCCUUAGAGCCCAAAAGUAUUCCUAUCUUAAGAUGGAUGGUACCACUACAAUAGCUUCAAGACAACCACUGAUUACAAGAUACAAUGAGGACUCAUCCAUAUUUGUGUUUCUUCUGACCACUCGUGUGGGCGGCAUAGGAGUCAACCUGACAGGGGCAAACAGGGUCAUUAUCUAUGACCCUGACUGGAAUCCAAGCACAGAUACACAGGCCCGGGAGCGAGCAUGGAGAAUAGGCCAGAAGAAGCAGGUGACUGUGUACAGGCUUCUAACUGCGGGCACCAUUGAAGAGAAGAUUUACCACCGACAAAUCUUCAAGCAAUUUUUAACAAAUAGAGUGCUAAAAGAUCCCAAACAAAGGAGAUUUUUCAAAUCCAAUGAUCUUUAUGAGCUAUUUACUUUGACUAGCCCUGAUUCAUCCCAGAGCACUGAGACAAGUGCUAUUUUUGCAGGAACUGGUUCAGAUGUUCAGACACCCAAACGCCACUUAAAAAAAAAAUUUCAUCAGGCCUUUGGAGAUGAUGAUGUUCCAAAAUGCCAAAAUUUACCAGAUUCUAAUAUAUCUGCUAAUGAUGCCAUGUUACCUGAAGAAAAAUCUAAGUCCACAGGAGCUGAAGUAUAUCCAGUAACUUCUAAUUCCAGUGAUCCUUUGAAAGAUGACUCUCAAACAAAUAAUCUGUCCAUCAGCUAUACACUUAUAGAAGAGAAAUAUUUGCAGAUAGAUGCAGUUUCUAGAGUAGAGGAGUCAUCAGUGAUUAGUGGAAAUAAGGACUGUUCAAAUUCUCCAAGAAUCAGUAAAAUAUGCAAGACACCUGAUGAGGAAAGUAGUGAUGAAAAGCAACAUCUUUCUUAUAAAAGAGAAGGCUGCCAGGUUCAGACAGAGCCUUUUUGGGAGAAUAAACAAAUGGGAAGUAGUUUUUAUAAGCACAAGUCAAAAACAAAACAUCAUGAUGUGGUAGAAGAGCCUCUGGAGAAACAUCUGAGACAGAAAGAAAAGCCUAAGAGUUCCAAGCAUCGCAAAGACGCCAAGUUUGAAGGAACUCGAAUUCCACACUUGGUGAAGAAAAGGCAGUACCAGAAGCAAGAUGGUGCAGACAAGAGUGAGGCAAAGGAACGGAACAAUGAUGAUUAUGUUUUGGAAAAGCUUUUCAAAAAAGCAGUUGGUGUGCACAGUGUCAUGAAGCAUGAUGCCAUCGUGGAUGGAGCCAGUGCAGAUUAUGUACUGGUGGAGGCAGAGGCCACACGAGUGGCCCAGGAUGCCUUGAGAGCACUGAGACUCUCUCGUCAGCGGUGUUUGGGAGCAGUGUCUGGUGUGCCGACCUGGACAGGCCAGCGGGGGAUUUCUGGUGCACCUCCAGGAAUAAAGAAUAGAUUUGGUCAGAAGAGGAAUUCUAACUUCUCUGUCCGGCCUCCUUCUUCAGCAUCUCCAAAAGGGAAAUACCAGGAUGACGCUAUGAAGACAGAGAAAAAAGAUAAUGUUCCCGAACAUUUUAGUGGAAAAGCGGAGGAUGCAGACUCUCCAUCUGGGGCUCCUACUUCAUCGUCACUCUUGGCUAAAAUGAGAGCUAGGAACCACCUAAUAUUGCCAGAGCGGUUGGAAAGUGAAAAUGUCUCUCUUUCUGAGGCUUCUGCCCCUCUACCUUCCACCACAGAACACGAUGACCUUUUGGUAGAAAUUAGAAACUUCAUUGCGUUUCAGGCCCAUAUUGAUGGCCAGGCCAGCACCCGGGAGAUCCUGCAGGAGUUUGAGACCAAGUUAUCAGCAUCACAGUCUUGUGUAUUUCGAGAACUGUUGAGAAAUCUUUGUACUUUUCAUAGAACUUCAGAUGGUGAAGGAAUUUGGAAACUUAAGCCAGAAUACUGCUGA